Molecule: messenger RNA, 3903 nt
Organism: Egretta garzetta (little egret)
Lineage: Eukaryota; Metazoa; Chordata; Aves; Pelecaniformes; Ardeidae
Gene: P2RX6
Product: purinergic receptor P2X 6
Exons: 7
Coding region: 2599-3378 (259 amino acids)
Biological process (GO): monoatomic cation transmembrane transport; response to ATP
Cellular component (GO): plasma membrane; nuclear inner membrane
Molecular function (GO): extracellularly ATP-gated monoatomic cation channel activity; ATP binding; purinergic nucleotide receptor activity
Source: RefSeq, a predicted model, not a curated record
GCUGGCGGCAGCACCCGAACACAGAUGGGUGCAGCUGAUGCCUGCAUUGAGCUCAGAUCCAUGACUUGUCUCUUUGGGAGACCUUUCAGUAUUGAUCUCAAACACUCAGUGCUUGGGAGCCCUGUGCCGCUAUUUCCAAGGUGCUCUGCAGGUUAAUGGAGAUGCUUGAAAUGGACUUUGAGCCAGAAGGCAUUCAUCAGGCAGUGCAUCUGCUCUGUCUGGGUACAAGCUCUGGGGAUGAGGGGCCAUUUCACUUAAAUUGUGGUCACAUCCAGCUGUACUCAGCUCUUAGAGGCCCAGGUGCUGCUGAUGGAUCUGCAUGUGAGCAGCACUGGUCCAAGCUCCCAGCCCCAGGCAGCACAGGACUGGGUCCUAAGGGGGUGGUGGUGGGGUUAGGUUUUGGAAGAAGCCUCAUCCUUCUUUGCUUACAUAUGAUGCUACUGGUAGUUGGCUCUCCAAGAACGUUUGCUUUGCUUCCUGGCCCCUGGUACACGGCUGCAUGGCUGUCGAGGGCUGGGAAUCUGCAACUCCAAGCAGCAUCUGAGCUCCGCUGUGAGUGCCUUGGGGGAUGUCUUCUAAAAACGUGCAGUAGUUCACCUACUCAUCAAGAAACCUGUUCUAAAUGCCGGUGUGCUCAUGUUCCUGUCCCGUCCCAAACCUGCAAUUCCUGGGACGGUUCCUAGAAAAAUUUGUUACUCCUAAUUUUCCCAAGCUUUUAGACCCUUACACAACUGUGAUGCAGCAAUGGUUUAGGAAGCUCUAGGAGCACAGAUCCAGCACCUGUGAGGGCUUUUAACUGAGCCUAGAUCGCUUUGCUUCUCUCACACUACACUUGUGGCACAUGUAAGCUGCUUUGAACCAUGUCUGUGGAGAAUGAUGGCACCAACAGUUUUUUUUGUUUUUUUUACAAGGCUUGUUUCCACUAAAAGGUGAUGGGGAGGUUGAAACCUUCUUGGCCAGGUUUUAGGUUUUCUGUAAUGCCCUCACAGGCUUCUAUACCUGAAUUUCUUCCAAGCUUUGCAGCUUGCAUGCCCUGAACACCCAGAAAUGUCUGUCUGCCGAGUGGCACUUGGUCUGUGUCUUGUUUCCUGGACUUGGGAAGGGACAGAUACGCUCAUCUGCAAAUGUCUGUUAUCUGGGUCCUUUUGGAGGCUGAAUCCUUGACACCUGAUUUGGAUCCAGGAUGACAAAGUACUCUCAUAAGUGCUUAUGACAGCACUGCAGGUGGGUGCUGCAUGCUAGGAGUGAACCAUCACCGGGGCUGAGGGGGAUGAAUCCAGUAGCUGCCCUUCUCCAGCCUUUGGGCAGAACUCCCUGGUCCCUCUGGUAGUCCUGUGGGCUUGCCCUUAGAUAACCCUCCACCUUGCUCCCAGGCCACCUCCCUGGAUUCUCCAGCCCGACGAUUGCUGUGAAUCGCACGUUCAUGUGAGCAGCUGUGCUUGCAGCGGCUGGCACACAGCAAUGGGCCCCUGUGAUGACCGGUGGUCCUGCUCCAGCUGCAUAACGUGCACUCAGAACAGAGCCCCUUGCCCAGGAAAACAGAAACAGAGUUUAAUCAGAAGACAGGAGACUGGCAGGGCACGGCCAGGCCAGCGUGCUGACCAGCAGCUUCUAACAUGCAACCAGUCCUUUGCAUCCUUUUAUCCCUCUGUUUUCCAAUGUUUGUUCCUUCUCAGAUCACCUAGAUCCCUCCUUUUCCACACUUUUUCUUCCUCCCCUAAAUAUCCCAUCCCCCAAACGUCCUGUGCAAUCCCAAAAUGGUCUUCUCCUGCAUCCCAUAAUGAUUCCUAUACCCCUAGGCAGUGAGCCCCCCCACCCAGCCUGAAGGUGCUUCAGAGAGCUGUUCCUCUCAGCUCAUUAUGGUGGGUUUCACACAUGGAACAAGGGGCUGAGGCUGUCCUGGGAGGGCCUGGGCAGGGCCCCCCCCCUUCUGACUCCGUAAUAGGGGUUCCCCACCUGCCUUUGGGCUUCUGUGCCCCCCUGGGCUUGGGGAGGUGGGUUCCCGAUGGGCUGGUGCCUCCUGCAGUGGACUGGGAGCAGCAGGGGGGAGUUACUCCUGUUUCCCUGCCUGACAUCCACUCUCUGCCUUUGAAUAGGAGCUUUUUGCUGCUCCUGGGGAUUGGGUGGGUCCAGAGUGAGGGGGAAGCUUUCCCUGUCUCGUGUAAAACUUGUGUUAUGCUGCACUUAGGGUCUCUUCGACUCUUCCCUGGGGGGACCGUGGCAGUGCUUUACAAAGUGCUUAAUGGGCUCUGCCAUUAAGGCCCUCCUGAACCCAACUGUGCUUGUUCCCGGUCGCAGCUGAAAGGUCCAAGGUAGCUCCUGAGGCUUUCUGUGCCUCUGAGGCGGGGACAAGCACCCCAGAGAGCGUGGGGACAGGCGGGAAGGACUGGCCCUCGGAGAUGCCUCUCUCCUCGCUGGCUGGAGGCUGCCCGGGUGCUGGACAUGGCAGAUGUCUUCCGUAAGCGUUUGGGAUGGGCUGGGAGAGACAGGAGCAGCAGCGCAGGACUGCGGGUGAGUGAUGGCACGGCCUCAGGUGGCUGUGCAGUGCAGUAACAGCGGCUUCUCUGUCUCUCUCAGAGCCCCUCUGUUCUCGAUGCGAUGUGCACAGAAGAUGCAGACUGUCCCAUGGGAAACCCAGUGGUUCAUGGCAACGGGAUAAAAACUGGGAAAUGCGUCAUGUUCAACGCCACCCAUUCCACCUGUGAGAUCUAUGGCUGGUGUCCUGUGGAGAACAACACCCUGCCCAGGAAACCCCUUCUGGCUGAGGCGGAGAAUUUCACUCUUUUUAUAAAAAAUACUGUCCACUUCACCAAAUUUAACUUCUCCAAGUGCAAUACUUUGCAAACCAAUGACCCCACCUAUUUCAAGAGCUGCACAUAUGAUCCAUUCUUCAACCCCUUCUGCCCUGUCUUCCGUGUCCGUGACAUGGUGGAGGCAGCUGGAGAGACCUUUGGAGACCUCGCACUGCUGGGGGGGAGCAUCGGAGUUCGCAUUGAGUGGGACUGCGACCUGGAUCACCCCGCUGCCCGGUGCCGGCCACAGUACUCCUUCAGCCUGCAGGACAGGAGGUACAAUUUCAGAACUGCCUCCUACUACUGGGAUUCCCAGCAGCUGCUCUACAGGAAUCUGCUGAAGCUCUACGGCAUCCGCUUUGACAUCUCUGUGCACGGCCAGGCUGGGAAGUUCAGCAUAAUUCCUACUGCCGUGAGCUUUGGCACCAGCAUCGCGUUCUUUGGUGCUGUGAGUACUCCAGACAUGCUCUUUUCCUCGGAUCCAUGGGUUGGGAUUUGCCCCUCCUCUGUUGUUUCCCCUGCCUGCCGGGGUGCAUGGCUUCCUGGGCGCCUGCUGUCCUGGGAGGGGAGAUCGGCAGGGUGCUAGCUCCCCUUUUCCUGUUUGUGAUCAUUAGCAGCAAUGACACUGCUGGAUCGGGGGUCCCGAGCAGUGUCAGGGGCAUGUCUCAUGAGGGCUGGGUGUUUGUGUUGGCCCUGGGAAGGUGCAUUGCUGAGGCAUUGCUGGCUGGUCUGCCCCAGCUGCCUUGGCCAGCAGGAGAGCACCUCCUCUCUCUGUUUCUCCUCUGACUCUAAAGGGACUCAGUGUCCAGCUCCAGCACGGGCGUGGUGCUGCGGCCAUCAAGGUGGGGCAGCCCCUUGCAGGGCACUUCUGUGGCUCUUCCCUUUCAGCAGGGUAACGGGGAUCCUGGGCUUCCCCACCUGCCCCCUCUUUCCUCCCAGACAUGCUCAUCCCAGUCCCUUAGGUGGCUGUGACGGCAGCUUUCUGCUGGCCCAGCCCUCAUCCAGCAUCCCUGCAUUGCAGCCCAGAUGAUCGUGCCUAACCUGGGAGCUGGUUGAGCCAGAGGGGACCUGCUGGAGCCACUGGGCUGGCUGGGCUGGAGGCAGGUCGGGC